CGGCCCCCUCCCGGCUUCUCUCUGUCGCUUGCCUUGCUCUCCGGUCAGAGGGCCGGAGCGAGAAGAUGGCGAAGACGUACGAUUAUCUGUUCAAGCUGCUGCUGAUCGGCGACUCAGGGGUGGGCAAGACCUGCCUCCUAUUCCGCUUCUCCGAGGACGCCUUCAACACCACCUUCAUCUCCACCAUCGGAAUUGAUUUUAAAAUCAGAACGAUAGAACUGGAUGGAAAGAAAAUUAAGCUUCAGAUAUGGGACACAGCGGGUCAGGAGAGAUUUCGAACCAUCACAACAGCCUACUACAGAGGAGCCAUGGGAAUUCUGCUGGUGUAUGACAUCACAAACGAAAAGUCCUUUGACAAUAUUAAAAACUGGAUCAGAAACAUUGAAGAGCACGCCUCUUCAGAUGUGGAAAGAAUGAUCCUGGGUAACAAAUGUGAUAUGAAUGACAAAAGACAAGUGUCAAAAGAAAGAGGGGAGAAGUUAGCAAUUGACUAUGGGAUUAAAUUCUUGGAGACAAGUGCAAAAUCCAGUACGAACGUAGAAGAGGCAUUUUUUACACUUGCACGAGAUAUAAUGACAAAACUCAACAGAAAAAUGAAUGACAGCAAUUCAUCAGGGGCAGGUGGACCAGUGAAAAUAACAGAAAACCGAUCAAAGAAGACCAGUUUCUUCCGUUGCUCGCUACUUUGAUGGACUCUUUCUGAGAGACUGCAGCACACCUAGAGGACCCUUUCCUGCUUCUCUGAAAGCACAGGCACCAAGCCUCAGAAUCAUCCCGCCCGGCUGCUACUGAGAGCACUGUUGAACCUAGACCUCCCGACACAGAACGCGCAGUGGAUUCCAGCCUCACGGCGCAUCAAGACAACUGGCUUCUUUUUUCAAAUGUGGAAGCAAUGAAGUGGAGACACGUGCCGGACUUAACUUGUUUCUCCUUUGUGUUAUUGUGUGUUGCAGAAGCUGCUGUCUUUCUUUUUUUCACUUUGCACAUCAGUGUUAGCCUUCCUGUGUUACAGCACAAUCUGAGAUUCAUAUCUGCACACUUUUGUCUGGUGAGGUUCUAGACAAAUUUGUGCGUUUGGGGACGUUUAAAAAAAGAGUGGAACGUUUAAAGCAGAGGCUAAUAUGCUAAAAUUAAAGGACGUUUGGUCUGGUUCCUAUGGCCAA
This is a messenger RNA of Vicugna pacos (alpaca), 1163 nucleotides long. RefSeq names its product RAB8B, member RAS oncogene family (gene RAB8B). NCBI's taxonomy places the organism in Eukaryota, Metazoa, Chordata, Mammalia, Artiodactyla, Camelidae. Gene Ontology annotation, molecular function: GTPase activity; GTP binding. The record is from RefSeq and is a predicted model, not a curated record.